Messenger RNA from Acaromyces ingoldii, 515 nucleotides. RefSeq lists its product as hypothetical. The record is from RefSeq and is a predicted model, not a curated record. The coding region runs from base 124 to 381 and encodes 85 amino acids. Lineage: Eukaryota; Fungi; Basidiomycota; Exobasidiomycetes; Exobasidiales; Cryptobasidiaceae. The transcript has a single exon.
ACCGCUCUGGUAGACCUCUUUCAGGCAUUGUUAAAAAAAAAAUGCUGCUAGAAAGGGGCCCGACCUCGUGAGAAUUACCUGACGCCAGUUGACGCCAGGUCCUCAGAGGUCAUAGCGCUCGCGAUGUGCACACCCCUUUCCUUGCGACUUCUCUCUUCUCUCUUCUCUCUUCUCUCUUCUUUCUUCCUUUUUCCCUCCUCCACCACCUUUUGCACUCCUCCUUCUCCGCCCCAGUCUCCGCUCCGCCAGGCACUGGUCCUCAGCGCAGUGCAAAGCUCGCAACCUUCCCAUCUCCUCAAAAGAUACUGCUGGCCAUUCGCACGUACUCACCCUAGCCCACAGGAUUCCCUUCAGUGUCCAGUGUCCAAACGGGCGAUGUGACGGGCACCUGUUCGUGUCUCGCUUUCGUGCGCCUGAGGCUGUCGACGCAAACGAACGAUGUGCCAGAAGGAAGACGGAGCGAUAUUGCAGAUGUAGAGGUGGUGAUAGACCCGAGAGAUUGACUGACGUGCGCC